Messenger RNA from Entelurus aequoreus (snake pipefish), 7370 nucleotides. It is a transcript of the gene itsn2b, whose product is annotated as intersectin 2b. Gene Ontology annotation, biological process: positive regulation of Rho protein signal transduction; intracellular signal transduction. The record is from RefSeq and is a predicted model, not a curated record. Lineage: Eukaryota; Metazoa; Chordata; Actinopteri; Syngnathiformes; Syngnathidae. The coding region runs from base 557 to 5947 and encodes 1796 amino acids. Gene Ontology annotation, molecular function: calcium ion binding; protein binding; guanyl-nucleotide exchange factor activity. The transcript is spliced from 41 exons.
UGUAAAUUUUCAUAACAAGAUACAUGUGGACCAAUCUGGUAAAUGGUUGUAAUAGUGUUGCAUCGUAACCCACUCUAAUUUUAAGUUAUUGUAUGUUAUCCUACCAAAUAAAUUAAUUUGUUUGUUUGGUGCUUUUAAAAGUUAGUCGUUACUCUUUCUCCUCCCCCGUUUCUCUCCUCCCAUCUUGGCCGGACAUACGUUAACAGCGCCCUGCAGCAGCAGCAGCAGCAGCUAGAAGCCUCCCGUCGCAGUCAGCCAUGUUGUUGGUGUGACACUCAAUAAGCUGUCAGUAACAGGUCCUCGAAGUAAGCGAAACUUCAACAUUUUCCCCCACCUGUUUCGCUUCUUCUUGGACACCAAACGUCGACAGCGAGACCAGGAAGCUGUCCCUUAAAGGCGGAUAUACAUUUGGGACUCUUGGAAAACUCGGAAGUUUAUCUCUUUUUGGUCACCACUACAGAGCUUCUGUCGAUUGAAGCAAGAGGAUGGCUGCAAGCAGUAGCUGAAGACACCACCUGGAGUUCAACCCCUCGCUUGGUCCCCACCACAUACAAGUAUGAAUGGUGGUGUCAGUGUGUGGGCUGUCACUCCAGAGGAGAGGGUCAAGCAUGACCAGAUGUUUGACACCCUCUACCCAUCAUUGGGUUAUGUUUCAGGUGAGCAGGCAAGGAAGUUUUUCCUCCAGUCAGGACUGCCUGCUUCAGUCCUGGCUGAGAUAUGGGCUCUGGCUGACCUGAACAAAGAUGGGAAGAUGGACAGGUUGGAGUUUUCCAUUGCAAUGAAGCUCGUAAAGCUCAAACUCCAAGGAACGCCGCUUCCAUCAGCGCUGCCCAUUAUCAUGAAGCAGCCUCCUGUGCCUGCUCCAAACCUCAGUGCUCCCAAGCUCACCUAUGGUACUUUCCGGAUGGGAUCUUUGCCUCACAUGUCCAUGAUGUCUACACCAGGCCAGAGUCCACUAAUUGGCUCCACACCUGCCAGGUCCCUGAUGACCACUCUCCCAAACGGCACUAUGGGACUACUCCAGCCAAUACCAACUGGCGCUUUGGCUACUGGUCUACCUUCAUCUACAUCCCCCUAUGCUUCUAUACUUGAAUCCAGCUCAACAUUGCCACCCUCCUUAUUGACCUCCCAAAUUGCAUUUGGAGACUGGGGUGUGCCACACACCACCAGACUCAAAUACAGGCAACAGUUCAACAGCUUGGACACACUGAUGACUGGAUACCUCACUGGUCAGCAGGUGAGAAGUGCAAUGGCAACCACAAUGUUGAGUCAGACCCAGUUGGCCACCAUCUGGAAUUUGGCUGAUGUGGACAAGGACGGCAAGCUAACUGCCGAGGAGUUCAUCCUGGCCAUGCAUCUGGUGGAUGUAGCCAAGAGUGGACAACCACUGCCGCCAACGCUGCCAACUGAGCUGAUGCCACCCACACACAGGGGUGCUGUGAAUGGAUCCAGUGCCCCUCUGUAUGCAGCUCUGGCUGAUGAUUUGGACAUCGACGCCCUACAGAAAACCAGGAGCAACAUAUCUUUCGAGGAUAAAUUCAAAGCCAACUUGGAGCGCGGGAACGCAGAACUGGAGAAGAGACGACUGGCACUACAGGAGGCAGAGAGGAAGGAACAGGAGAGGCAAGCUCAAAAGGCGAGAGAGGAGCAAGAGCGUAGGGAGAAGGAGGCCCGUGAGGCGGAGGAGAGAAGAAGGAAAGAGGAAGAGAAGCGGCUGGAGCGCCAGAGGGAACUGGAGAGACAGAAAGAAGAGGAGCGUCUUAGAGAAAUCGAGAGAAAAGAGGCUGCACAGCGGGAGCUUGAGCGUCAGAGGAAGGAGGAAUGGGAAAGGAGAAAGCGAGGGGAACUUCAAAUAAAGAGACAAAAAGAGCAGGAUGACAUCACCCAACUCAAAACCAAAAAGAGAAAUCUAGAGAUGGAGUUGGAAUCUGUGGGUAACAAACAUCGACAGAUUUCCGACCGACUGCGUGACAUCCAAAACAAGAAGAAGCUUCCUAAGACUGAGCUGGACCUGAUCAUUCAAAGGAAGGAUGCACGCCAGCAGGACAUGAAAAACCUGCAAAAACAGAUAGAGGAAUACCAAAGGAAGUUGUCCCAUUUGACUCCAGAACAGAAGAAGCUGACAGAGAAACUCCAAAGAAUGUCACUGAAUGGCAUGCCUGAUUCAGCCAUGUCCACUCUGAAGCUCAGCGUUACGGAGAAGAAGGGGGCAUGCAUAAAACUAAAAGGUCAGCUGGACGCCCUUGAGAAAGAAACUGCUGUCAAACUGGAAGAGCUGGACCGGUAUAACAGAGGCAUGCAGGAACUUAGAGUGAGCCAGCAGAAGCAGCAGGCUGCACUUGAGAAACUGCGAGGCCUUAAAGAAGACAAAAAGCAUGAGCUUGUUCGGAGAAAGCAGGAGGAGGAAGAGCGACAUAAGAGAGAAGAAGAGAAGAAAAGGCAAGAGGAGGAAAGGAAGCUUAGGGAGGAGGAAGAAGCUCAAAGGCGUAUCAAGUUAGAAAUGGAGCGCCAGCGGCAGGAGAAGCUUAGGAAAGAUGAAGAGGAGCGUCAGAGGAGGCUACAUGAGGAACGAGAGGCCAAACAAAGAGAGAAGGAAGAGAAAGAGAGGCAGGCUCUCAUCCAGGCGGCCAAGUUGGAGGCUGAACGAGAGCUGAGGGCGAAACAGGAGGCGGAAAGAAAGAAAAGGGAGGAGGAGGAGCGACACAGGCAAGCAGAGAGACGAAGGCAGGAGGAGGAGAGGAGGAAGCUGGAGGAGGAGAGGAAGCAGUUGGAGGAAGAGAGGAAGAAGCUGGAGGAGGACCGCAGACAGGAGGAGAAGAGAAAGAAAGAAGUAGAGGAGGAGCGACUGAAGCGGGAGGAAGAGAGGAAGAGGCAGGAGGAGGAGCGCACAAGACAGAGAGAGCAGGAGGCGGAGGAAAGGCGAAGACAAAGAGCCGCCGAGGCAGCCGUCCGAGAUGCUGAGGACAGGAAGAAGAGAGAGCAGCAGCAGGAGUUGGAGCACAGAAGGCGGGAAGAUGAAAUGAGAAAUCUUCAGCAGAGGCAGCAAGAGGAUGAUAGUAGGCGGCGUGAAGAGGAGAGGAAAAGAGCAGAGGAGGAUAGGAAGAGAAAGGCAGAGGAUGAGAGGAGGAAAGCAGAGGAGGAGAAGAAGAGAAAGGAGCAGCAUUCACACAGUGGAGGAAGCAAGAUUGACAUUCAGGGGAAGCUCAACUCUUUGCUCAAAGGACUGGAAGAGAGGAAAGGCAAGCAACCCAGGGCCUCGCAACACCGGAAGUCUGCAUCUCUCACACCCUUCAAGGCGCUCUAUCCAUUCAUUGCACGUAACCAUGAGGAGCUCACCUUUAGCGCAGAUGACAUCAUCGAGGUGGAUGAGACAGCUGGGCCAGAGGAGGGCUGGUUGUACGGAAGCAGGCUGGGUCAGAUAGGUUGGUUCCCAGAGAGCUAUGUAGAAAGAGUUUCUGCAUCCAACUCGGCAGUUGCUGCAACUCCUCCGAAAUUACCCAUCCAGUCGCAGCUCUCCAAUGCGCUGGAGGCAGCGAAGGCAGGGUCGACUAAAUCUGCCUUCACCCCAACACACUCUCCAAACCUCGGCCCCUCUGACACACAGGGACAGCGAGUGGUAGGGAACCUGCUAGCCCAGGCUUUGUGCUCCUGGACAGGAAAGACAGACAACCAUCUCAACUUCAAUAAAGACGAUGUGAUACAAGUGCUAGAAAAACAGGAGAACUGGUGGCUAGGAGAGCUCAAUCGAGAACAAGGCUGGUUCCCCAAGUCCUAUGUGACACUGCUGGGUGAAGAGGAGGGUUCCGACAUUAAAAGCCCCUCUUCCAAUGCUUUGGACCUGAGUGACGGCCAGCAGCUUGAAGAGUAUGUGGCGUUGUACACAUACGAGUCUCCAGAACCUGCAGAUCUAACAUUCAAAGAGGGCGAUGUGGUCUUGGUGAUCAAGAAGAAUGGAGAGUGGUGGAACGGUACGACUGGUAAUCGCACGGGUGUCUUCCCCAGCAACUAUGUCAAACCUAAGGAGACAAGCACGAAAAAGCCAGAAAUUGCUAAAGUGACAAAAGCUCAUUCCUCCUCUGGACCCGGGAAGCUGAACCUCGAAAAUGGUCAACUCAUCGUCAUCCUUAAUAAGAACACGUCAGGCUGGUGGCUGGGAGAACUGCAGGCCCGUGGUAAAAAGCGUCAGAAGGGCUGGUUUCCUCCUUCACAUGUCCAGAUAUUGGGGUCCAAUAGUGGCAAAUCCACACCAACAGUCCAGUCAGUGUGUCAGGUGAUCGCCUUAUACGACUACACAGCCGCCAACAAGGAUGAGCUAAGCUUCUCAGCGAACCAGCUGAUCAACGUCCUCGACAAGAAUGACCCCGACUGGUGGAGGGGAGAGGCCAAUGGGGUCACUGGCUUGUUCCCCACCAAUUAUAUUAGGAUGACCGCGGCAGACGGUGACCCUAGUCAACAGUGGUGUGCAAACCUGACAAUCCUGAACUCAUUGAGCCCGCUAGAGAAGAAAAGGCAGGGUUACAUCCAUGAGCUGUUACAGACUGAAGAGAGAUAUGUGGAGGACUUGCAGACAGUGGUUGAGGUUUUCUAUAAGCCCAUGUCGGAAUCUGGACCACUAACAGAAGCAGAGUUGAAAAUGAUCUUUGUCAACUGGAAAGAACUGAUGACCUGCAACCAGAAGUUUCUCAAGGCGUUGGCUGCUCGAAAAAAGAGUGAUGGCGAGAACAUGCCGGUGCAGAUGGUGGGAGAUAUCUUGGCCGCCGAGUUGCCCCACAUGCAGCCGUACAUCCUCUUCUGCUCGUCUCAGAUUAAUGGAGCUGCGCUGCUGCAGACGCGUACCGACAACGAGCCUGAAUUGAAGGCUGUCCUCAAGAAAAUUGCCACGGACAGGUGUAAAGGGAUGCCGCUGUCCAGCUUCCUACUGAAACCCAUGCAGAGGAUCACACGCUACCCGCUGCACAUCAAAAAUAUCUUGGAGUGCACUGAAGAGGGGCAUGCUGACAGAGUUCCUUUGAAAGAAGCUCUGGAGAGGGCAGAGGAGCUCUGUCAACAGGUGAAUGAAGGAGUGAGAGAUAAGGAGAACUCAGACAAGCUGGAGUGGAUUCAGAACCAUGUCCAUUGUGAUGGUGCUGCUGAGAAUAUCGUUUUUAACUCGAUCACCAACUGUUUGGGCCCCAGAAAGCUGCUUCAUAGUGGCAAAAUGUACAAGGCAAAGAGCAACAAAGAACUCUGGGCCUUCCUCUUCAAUGACUUCCUGCUCUUGACUCACAAGCAGUUCACCUCGUCCGGCAUUGAUAAGCUUUUUGGCACCAAGAACCACAUACAGCUCAAAAUGUACAAGCUGCCUAUUUUGCUAAAUGAAGUUCUGGUCAAGCUUCCGGAUCCUUCCAGCGAUGAUCCCGUCUUCCAAAUCUCGCACAUUGACACAAUCUAUACACUCAGGACGGACAACAUCAAUGAACGAACAUCCUGGGUUCAAAAGACCAAGGCUGCCUCUGAAGAGUUUUUGGAGACGGAGAAGAAGAAACGGGAUAAGGCCUAUAACUCUCGAUCAGUGAAGGGAAAUGCAGGUCGACUUAAUGUCACAAUCCUAGAGGCCUCUGAGCUGAGUGCAGUAAAAUCCAAUGGUAAAGCCAAUCCAUACUGCGAGGUGACCAUGGGAGCUCAGGUCUACACAUCCAGGACACUCAAUGACACUGUGAACCCCAAGUGGAACUUCAACUGUCAGUUCAACAUCAGGGACAUCCACCAGGACAUGCUCAGCAUCACCAUCUUCGAGCGGGACCAGUUUGCUCCUGAUGAAUUCCUGGGACGGGUUGAGGUUCCUGUGGCGACCAUAAAGAAAGAGCUGGACAACAAGAGCGCAGUCACACGACGUAUUCUGCUCAAGGAGGUCCCCACAGGCGAAGUGUGGGUCCGCCUCGACCUGCAGCUCUCCAAAAGCAGAUAGCAUGACGCGCUAUAGUAACUAACAACCCAUGAUAUCCCCCUUCACUCGCCUUAAUACUGUGAUGUUUCAAGUCACUUACUCGGAUGAAAGGGAAUAGUAAUAUUUGCUGCCAAUACUGUUGGGGAUCUAAAGGAUAGGACCACCAAUGGAAGACUGCAUAGAUCAUGAUUAUUUGUAGGAGUCAUGCAGUCGUUCAGGUCUUGCAGACACGCCUUUUGAGGUGAACUGGAGUGGCUUCUUGCACGCCCCCGUGCUCGCUGUUAAGUGUCACUAUGCACUCUCUCAGAGGAGUACUCUGUCUAAUGCUGUAGGGUCAGACAUCUUGCAGAGUCGCGUCACUGACAUGACACAAAGUAAUGUGUGUAUUAUAUAUGGUUAGGUCAUUUUGUUUUCAUGCAUUUGCAUACUAAUUACAGUAUGUUGAGUGAGUUGCAUGUGCAGAAGACUUGCCUGUGAUAACAGAAUGUGUUGGUCUGACAUUCAAAGCCUUGGUGUAAAUUUACAUUUUAAAUUCUAGUGGUUUAGAAAGGGUUAACUAGGGUUUGGUGAUUCCCAAUUUACCACAUUUGUCCAAGUUGUGUUCCCCCGAAUGAUGAUAACAUUUAAGCAAAUCAUUUUUGUUUGAAUUCCUCGUGGAACUCAUGCAGCAGCUGUGCAAUAAUAACAAUCUCACGUUUUACAAAGUUUUGUUGUUCUUUCAUCCCACCACAGGUCUGUAAGACCAACAGUGUAAAGCAAGCACCUGCGAGUGCAAUUCAACGGCGAUGUGUAUUUAUUUAAUAAUUUAUGUUCAUGUGACUAUCCAAAGGUUAGAUGCAGGGCUCCUCUGUGUCGUCUUGCAUAAUCAUUGGGUUCUAUUUAAAGGUGGGUGUCGUCAAAUAUAAACGAAGCAUGUCGCUACUCUAAUUGAGUUUUAUUGUAAGUCUACUCACUUGUUGUCACUAAUAGUUGUUUAUAAAUCUUUCAUUGACUUCAGUAAGUUGUUUUUUAAUGUCUGUGCAAAGAGACUGGACUGCUUACUGAAUGUGAAAGUUUUUGUUCCACGUUUUGCAGUCAUCUGCACCGAUUUCUGCUGUGCCAGUAGAGUCUGUAAAACUGUUUACCUGCUGUUUCUACUCACCUGGCACUCAAUCAAGGCGUCUGACUGGAAGUCCAAUUAAAGACAUUCAAAGUGGCCAAAGUUACCUUUUACAAGUUGUGUACGUACACUGUGAAUAUAUAUUAUUUGGAUUAAGCAUCAUGAUGUAUUUGUGGGGACAUUUUUGCUUUUUUUAAAUAGCUAGUAUUAAAUACACCUAUAAAUGCAAAAAAACAGAUUCCUUAUGUCUAAUUAAGUCCUGGUACUCUGCAGAUUAGGGUGUUACUUUACUUUACUUAGAGUACUACUGAAGUGAUCAAUUACUGCGUAUAAUUUUUGUCACAG